AUGUACGGUUUACUGCCCGAACCCGAUAGUGGGACGCAAGGAGCAGGUGGAUGGGGAGGAUGGGGUGAAUGGGACGAGUGUUCAGUAACAUGUGGAACAGGAAAUAGGCAGAGGGAAAGGAACUGUGACAAUCCAAGUCAAAUGGGUGGUGGCGCCAAUUGCCGGGGUAGCUCCGUCCAGACCACAGCAUGCGUAUUGACAGCGUGUCCUGUUGAUGGCGUUUGGGGAAGCUGGGAACAAUGGGGAGCUUGUCCUGUAACCUGUGAUUCGGGAAACCAGUUUAGAAAUCGUACAUGUGACAACCCCACACCCAGCAAUGGCGGUAUCUACUGCCAAGGAAGAUCUUUCGACUCCAAACAAUGUACUUUGGCUGCAUGUCCAGUUCAUGGAGGUUGGGCGUCCUGGAAAAGUUGGAGCUCAUGUGCUUUAGUGAACAAAAAUGUCAAAAGGACAAGAUGUCGCACGUGCACUAACCCUGUCCCUGAAAAUGGGGGAAAUAGCUGUCCUCGCCGUCGUAUACAUUCUGAGCGGUGUGCCAUUCCGAAAUCUGCUCUUCGGCGCCCAUGUCGAUGUCCGAUAUCGCGAGUCGCUGUGGCUAAGAACAUAAGUGCAGAUGAAUUAGUGGAAUUGGUGAACAACAUCAAAGAGGAGCUGAGCGUCGAUGUGUCCAAACUAUCAAAAACUAUCAGAAAGAAAAUAUCUGUGAAAGAUACAAGAUCGUCAGUAAAAACAAUAGGAGUUCUGGGCACAAUCAUGUUGAUCAUCCCGUUGUCGAUUGUCAUCGGUCUUGAUCUUCUAAACGUUUACAGAUACUUCAAACAAGACAAGGUGGGGGUCGAACCAGGAGAUGGACCUGCCGGAAGUCAACAGUGAUGUAGAAUACUAUAUACCUUUUAUCGAUAAAGGGUACUUGUCGCUUAUGAUAGGUGACAGUGAUGUCAAAAGCUUCGGAAAUGACAUCGGCGAAAAGACGAUAAAAGCAUCACCAUUUGUGAUACUUAAACAAACAUGUGUGUGAAGUUUAAGGUGAUAUAAAGAUGUAAAUACAUUCCCGUGCUGUUUAUGACGAAUCACGUACGUUUGUUUUUGCUGAAAAAAAAAGACCCAAAAAAACCUGAUACGUGUGUUGAUGUUGAAACAUAAGUGAUCCGUGUGUUACUGGUGAUAAAAAACUAACACGUGUGCUGUUGGCUACAAACAAAAUGAUUCAUUUGACGUUAAAGACAAAAAACGGUAUCUCCUUUCUGACAGACAAAUCUGUGACUUUUAUAAAACUGUAUCUUAUUGUACAUAUUUUUCUUCAAAUGUAGUAAAAGUUAUCUUGUUCUUGCUUAUGGUGACCUUAUGUGUCCUUUGCAGUCUCGGCGGGAAAAUGGACCUGAAAUGUGAACGUAAAUCAAAAGAAAACUAAUUUGGUACUUCGGUACAAACGGCCGGCUACAUCUAAUAUUCAAAAUCUUUGAAAAAAAAUAAUCCAUUAGGUUUCUGAAAUACUUUUUUUUAAAUAUAGCGUGUAAGACGAUUUACCAGUUUGUUUUAUACUACCAUUCAUACAUGAUUGAACAGAGAUAAGUAGUUUUAACGCCUUUCUUUAAUGAACAUUUAAUAUGUUUACCUAUACUGUACAGAUAGAUUGUCUUUUUAGAAUUUUUUUUUUCAUCAUUUGAAUAUUGAAAUGGAUAAUACAGCGCCAAAUGGUAACUUGCAAAACAUGUACUUUAAAGACGCCCGUAAAAAUACCGAAAGUUCGUAUUGACCUACGUUGAUGUAGAUUUUCGCUCAACCAAUCGCUUGAAACAAAUGCUAAUAUGGAUCGAAUACUGAUGAUAUUGAAGAGUUCGAACGACCAUGUUUACACAGGAGAAGUUUUACACUGACAGUCUUCUGUGGUAGGCUGUUUUUAAUCGCAGAUCAAAUGUCAAAUAAUUUGUCAACGACGCUUUUGAAUGAACAAACGGAUAUAUUUGAAAAGUAUUAUAUUAAAGUGUCUUUCCUUCGUUCGAGUGGCACUUGCACAAAGUUGCAUACUUAUGAGCACCACGGGGCGAAACACCUGUAUCGUGUAAACAAAGCCUGUGACAUGUAUGUACAAAAAGGAAACGCCGACAAAUUUAGUACCAAGAUAAAUACACAAAACUUUCACUUCUCAUUAAUUGGUGUUCGAUGAGGUAAUAUUUAGUUUAAAUGCCUGUGAUUUGUCAGAACGGUGCCAUUUUUAACUUUGAGCAUAGUUUCAUUACGAAACUGCCUGGCUUUUGAGUCGAAUAUCUCGCAGAAGCAAUGCCAAUUCCUCGUUCGACUCGACCGAUGUGGCCUCCUUCGCUCUUUUCGAACUGUUCAUCUGGUUGCCGAUAUAUAUACGACUUUUAUUACUUUCGCUAUAUUGUCGUGUCCACGUGUUCUCGCUGAUUCCGAUUUCAGUGACCCAUCAGGUAAUCGCUAACUCGGGGGCUGCAUCCGUCAUUUUCUUUCUUGUUAGUGAAUUUGUAUGCGCAUGCCCGUAUUGAUAGUCGUUGGCGGCGUUUAAUUUUCACACUUCGGGUCGAAGUCACGUUUUCAAAAACUUAAAUUUUCAAGAACUUUGGGUUAUCUUCGGACAUUGAGUGAUGUAUUACGGUAAAGUUUAUCACAUUUACUAGUUGCGCAAAAUACAAGAUCCCCGUUUACUUUUAUUUUUAUAGCAUCAACUCAUUUCAACAACAGAAUGUCCCUUUAAAAACUAUCAUGGAUAUUUUGUCAUAAUAGAAUAAAUGCCUGCUGUACAUACAUACUUCAUUUUUUAUCAUUACUUUUUUUAAUAGCUUGUAUUACUGUCGUUUGUUGUUUUAUAGAUAGAUGACAUUGGAUGAUAACAAAUUGAUAUGCUGCUCCAAUUGCAGACCCGAUAUUUUACUGCUAUGUUAAUUUAUGUAUAUUUAUCAUUAUCACAUUGUAAAUAAAACAGAUGAAUCUGAUGAAUAUUUAAUAUGUUUCGUGCUAUUGGUACUAGUGAUACAAUAAACAUAUUGAUUUUU
Messenger RNA from Pecten maximus, 3014 nucleotides. RefSeq names its product semaphorin-5A-like. The record is from RefSeq and is a predicted model, not a curated record. Lineage: Eukaryota; Metazoa; Mollusca; Bivalvia; Pectinida; Pectinidae. The transcript is spliced from 6 exons. Bases 1 to 873 code for a protein of 290 amino acids.